GUUGUAGGCGGGUCUAAUUGCCCGUUACACGGUCUUAGGGCGGCAGUAGAGGCUGCGUAAGGCGCUGAUCAAUCAAGCUCGGCUGAAGUCUGCAUAGCAACGCAGCAGCAGCUUGGCGCCUUACCUAUCCAAGUAUUUAACCUUUACGUAUUGCAAGUUGUAACAAAAUGACGGUCACUCGGCGCAAGGGCGUCAACAUCCAGGCCGAUGCGACCGAUUCGGCUGGGGAGAAGCAGCGGUACCCUGCGGCUCCGCCGACAUUCUCCCUGGGAGACAUCCGCAAGGCUAUUCCUGCGCACUGCUUCGAGAAAUCCGCACUGCGCAGCUUUGCUCACCUGGCCGUUGAUGUGACCGUCUGCGCCUGGCUGUGGUACGGGUCGACGUUCAUCGACCACCCAGCCGUGCCCCGCUACCUGGCCUGGUUCGUGCUGUGGCCUCUGUACUGGUUCUGGCAGGGCGCCUUCAUGACGGGCAUCUGGGUCAUUGCGCACGAGUGCGGCCACGGCGCCUUCUCCAACAGCGAGGCGCUCAACGACGGCGUGGGCCUGGUGAUGCACUCGCUGCUGCUGGUGCCCUAUUACAGCUGGAAGCACUCGCACCGACGCCACCACCAGAACACGGGCAGCACGGCCAAGGACGAGGUGUUUGUGCCGGCAGUCAAGCCCGCGGGCACUAAGGCUCCCUGGUACCACCGCAACCCCGUGUACCGCCUGGGCCACAUCCUGUUCCAGCAGCUGCUGGGCUGGCCGCUGUACCUGCUGUUCAACGUGUCGGGCCACGAAUACCCGCGCUGGGCCAACCAUUUCGACCCCUUCUCGCCCAUCUUCACCAAGCGCGAGCGCAUUGAGGUGCUGGUCUCUGAUAUUGCGCUGGCGGUGGUCGUGGCCGGGCUGGCCGCCAUCAGCCGCACCUGGGGCUUCAUGUUCCUACUUAAGACGUACCUCAUCCCCUACCUGGUGGUCAACCACUGGCUGGUGAUGAUCACCUUCCUGCAGCACACGCACCCCAAGCUGCCGCACUACGGCGACGGCGAGUGGGACUGGCUGCGCGGCGCCAUGGCCACCGUGGACCGCUCCUACGGCGUGCUGGACCACGUGUUCCACCACAUCGCCGACACGCACGUUGCGCACCACCUGUUCUCCUACAUGCCGCACUAUCACGCGGAGGAGGCCACCGAGGCCAUCAAGAAGGUGUUGGGUGACUACUACGCCUACGACAGCCGCAACGUGUUCCGCGCGCUGUGGGAUGAGGUGGGCGGCUGCGCGGUGGUGGCGCCGGACACCAACGGCCCGGAGCAGGUGUACUGGUACCACCGCUGAGGCGGGGGAGGAGCAGGAGAAGGAGGAGAACAGGAGGGCGGCGAGGGGUGACCUGAGUCGGUACGAGUGUGCAUUGUGUGACGCGUCAGACAGGUUGGUUGGUUAGUUGGGUAGAUCAGGCUGGUUGGUUGGGUAGAUCAGGCCGUAGGCUUGGGCUGCAGGUCGACGUUCGGGGACUCGGAACGGGACCUCUUGCCUUCCGCGCGUUGCAUGGAGCUGUGCGUAUGCAGUUGCUUAUGUGAGACGUGUUCGGAGGGCAUGGAAGGCUGAGUGAGUCGGCGUGGAAGUGCGUGCGUGCUGCGUCUUGACGUGCAGUUUUUGGGAACUUCCAUGCGCCCACGGUUGCGUGAUCGCGGUGUCCCGCCAUUUUUGUUCGUGGAAGACGCGUUUCUGAUGAGUGAUGGUUUGGGGCUUGCGUUGUGCGCAAAUAUGCGCGCACGCGCGCUGAGUAGAGGGGAGGGUGCAGGAGGGAAUAAGGCUGAGGCGUGAUGAAGGCUGUGUGGCUGCGUUAAGCCGCAAGUCGCGGGGUGGAGCAGGGCGUUGAUUGAUGACAUGUAGAGCUAUAGUUUGGGCAGCUACAGGUUGUAAAGACCAGAGUGC
Molecule: messenger RNA, 1919 nt
Organism: Chlamydomonas reinhardtii
Lineage: Eukaryota; Viridiplantae; Chlorophyta; Chlorophyceae; Chlamydomonadales; Chlamydomonadaceae
Exons: 10
Coding region: 168-1319 (383 amino acids)
Biological process (GO): lipid metabolic process
Molecular function (GO): oxidoreductase activity, acting on paired donors, with oxidation of a pair of donors resulting in the reduction of molecular oxygen to two molecules of water
Source: RefSeq, a predicted model, not a curated record